CAACCGUCUCAGCCGCAUGUAUAAACAGAUGACUGCAUUACAGCCCUGGGUUUUCAUCUCCAGCCAUUGGUCGACAUCUCAGCUGAAGCGACACAGAUUGAAUUCCCCGACCAACCAAGACCCUUGAUUAUACACGAUGCCGCUGUGCAUCGGCCCCACUGGAGUUGCACCAUUCGCGUAGUCGUCCCAGUUGAGUUAGUAUUGCUGAGAUGCAUGUAACGUCAAGUUUUUAUAUAAACAUCGUCAGCUCAUCCCAUCCUCCCUUCAGCGCCGCUAUCCACACAACCUCUUGUUUUUAUACAACAUACGUACGUUUCAUCCUUUACCGAAUUGGCAAUCGCAAUGCUUUUUUCUACUUUUGUUUGGGGAGCCACCGCCCUCGUCAGCACUGCGGCGGCUGAAGCAGCGACCAAGCCAAAGCUGUCGACAUCGACGGGUUUCUACAUCCGCGUUCACGUCAACCAGAAAAUCACUGAUGGCGACCCUUAUGAUGUGGACAAGUCAUAUGUGUCACUUUUCAGACAGCCGUCCGACUUCGAUCGCCAGAUGGCCCAGUGCAGCGUGCAAGAUGACACAGACGCCGCAAUCUUCUACUUGAACGGCACGGCGGCCGAGGUCAAGGCGAACAAGGCAACGCUGGUGACGGACUUCAAGCACAAUCAGCCCAACGGUGCCGGUACUAUCCAAGAGCCGUUCUCACUUAACUGGUAUAAUGAGUCGACGACCACGUCGGAAGCCAGAGUCUACUUCACCUAUCAGUAUAAGUACGGCGUCCCGGGCUAUGCUACCAUCUCGGCGGUGCGUCCUGGCGUAGUGGUGAUUGGCCCGCAGCGCUUCUACCAGACCUUUUGGAGCCAUGCACACCAUGCCACAGCAGUUCUUGGCCGCAUUGAUGUCAAGGAUGGAAAGGCCGACGACGAGCAAUACAAGGUCGUCUUGAUUCCCGAGUGCGCCGACCUGCCUCCGCCCAAGGCGCCUACGGGGUCGAGCCACAAAUAUGCCGUCGAGGUACAAUGCUAUGAGGAUCUCGACAAGGGAGACUGGAGUAUUUUUAAUAUCUGAAGGCAGCAUCGCAUGAUGAAACGAUGUAUCGAUUGGCCGCAGGGCGUGUGUUUUAUAUAGUUGGUGGUGCAACAUGUAAAUAACCGGCGCCUUUGCCGUAUACAGAGAACGGGAAUGCCAUGACAGACUCCGACUCCUGUGUGAAACUGCCUCGGUCAGUUGCCAAGCACGAGGCCAUGAAAAUAAGAAAGCAUAGUUGUUUUUUUGUCCCCUUUGAUGGACCAUCAUCACUGAGCAUCCUUUGCUGUGAGCCAAGAAAAUAGUGUACCCACAAACCAAGAUGCUUAAAAAUAAGGCUUUAAUGCAUGGCCCAGGUUCGCCGAAAGGGAACAUAGGUCGUGUGUCAGAGCCCUUCUCUUGCGUCUGCAAAUACGAGCCGCGUCCGCUUUGUGCCUGAUGUCUGUCAAACAAGCAUCCUACUAAGCCCCCAAGCAGCCAUUUCACAUACUAAAUAGCCUUGAAAGAGACGAGGCUAACAUGGAAGAUGGUGUUCGCGUUCGCUGACGAGGCUGGAGGGGGGCUUUAUAACCAGAUGGUCCGAUGGAGAAAGAUUGGUUCGGGCCAAUCUAUUUUAUCCCACACACCAGACCAAUCAUCGACCGAGCACCGUCUUCUCGAAACAAGGAGCUUUGGCUAAAACGCG
Molecule: messenger RNA, 1705 nt
Organism: [Torrubiella] hemipterigena
Lineage: Eukaryota; Fungi; Ascomycota; Sordariomycetes; Hypocreales; Clavicipitaceae
Source: the annotation of a GenBank genome assembly